AUGCGAAAGACUGCUUGGUCGUCAUCUAGCUCAGUCCCAUCGGACUUCAUCCGCCCCAGCCGGGCCACACCCUCGCCACAGCCGAAAGGCAAGGUGACGAAGGUGGCGAAGACACAGGCGCCUCCACGCAGCAAAGCCAUCCGAAAGCUCGAGAGCUAUCUGCAGCAGCUGCAGAGUUCCAGCGGAGAAGAUAAAGAUCCCAAGGGCGGGUGCUUCUGCCAGGCCAGGGAACACCAGCUCGCGACGGUGAGCCCGAUCUGCCUCGGCUGCGGGCUUGUGACGUGCGAGCUCAACCAGCCGUACUACGCGUGCCCGCACUGCGCACACGCGGCGCUCACACCGGCCCUGCGCGCCAAGCUCGUCGCGGACACGGAGGAGCGCAUCGCGCGGACGCUCGCGGACGAGGAGCGCGCGCGCGAGAGAGAGGUCGAGCAGGCGCGCCUCGCCGCGGGCGCGUUCCCCACGCUCGGGGGCGGGGGCGCAUCGACGCCGCCGCUGCAGCCGACUUCGACGCUGUACGGGAACGGAGGCGGGCUGCGCCCUCCACCCCAGCAGCAGACGCACAAGGUGCUCUCGCUCAACGCGAAGACGAAGAAGCACACGCUCGCGACGUACUCGGCCUCCCCGUCGCCGUCCCCCUCGCGCCCCGCGUCGCGCGCGGAGAGCGUCGAGGAGGAGCCGCACAGGGUCCCCCCGCCGCUUGCGUCCUGGGAGGCGGGAGGCGGGGGCCUGACGGACUCGGCGAGGCCGUUCAAGAAUCCCGACUUUCCGAAUCUGAGGUAUGUCCCGCCGCCAGCUGCUGAGGGCGCGAAACCGAGCAGACGGAACAAAGGCAAGGGC
Molecule: messenger RNA, 840 nt
Organism: Coniophora puteana RWD-64-598 SS2
Lineage: Eukaryota; Fungi; Basidiomycota; Agaricomycetes; Boletales; Coniophoraceae
Exons: 2
Biological process (GO): regulation of DNA-templated transcription
Cellular component (GO): nucleus
Molecular function (GO): zinc ion binding
Source: RefSeq, a predicted model, not a curated record